CCGUGUUCCCACUAAAUGGCGUGCUCCGCGUGUAUUCUGCCCUGCGAGCCGGCCAGCCCGACCCUCCGGGCCCUCCACGCACAGCCGGGCCCGAGCCUCCGCCGGGUCCGGGCGCGGGGCGGCGCAGAGCCGCCGGCUGGGUCCGCAGCUGGGCUCGGGGGCCGCCGGGAGCGGCCGGGCGAUAAGAGCGCAGCGGGGCGCGGCGGGCGCAGCCCCAUGGCCUCGGGCGCGCCCCCUGCAGCCGGCUCGGGGCCGCGGGCGCCGGGAGCGGGAGCGGGAGCUGCGCUGCGCCUCGGGGACGCCCCGGACGCGAACCCCCGCUGGCCUCCGCUGCGGCCGCCCGAGCCCAGGCGCACCCCCGGGCCCGGGAGACCCCCGCUGCCCCGACGCCGGGCGAACUCGGAGCCCGCGUCCGCCUGCGCCGCGCCCGCCUCCCCGGCACAGGCUCGGGCCCCGCCGUACCCCCGGGCCCUGCCCUGCGACCCCCGCGGGCCCCUGGACGAGCGCCGGCUGCUCGCGCACCUGCAGGUGGCGCUGGAACGCGAGGCGCGCCUGUGGCGGGGCGGGAGCCUGCAGCGACCCGAGGUCCGCGACGCCUACCGGGGAAUGGCGGUGUGGCUGCUGGGGCUCAGGAGCAGCCUGCAGUUCUCCAGCACCACCUUCACGCUGGCGCUGUCCAUCUUCGGGCGCCUCCUGCUGGCCCGGGAGGACGCGGCGGGACGCGCUGGUCAGGACCGGCCUGGCAGGGCUUCGAGGCCGGACUGUGUCCCCGAGCAGGCCACAGCAUAUGCGCUCCGGUGCGCGGUGAUUGCGUGUUUAAGGCUCGCUGCGAAACUGAAUGAAGAGGAUGAGUCAAUUCCAUGUAUAACGGACUUCGUACAGCUCUGUGGCUCUCCCUAUCCCGCGAGUGAGCUGCGGAGGAUGGAGCUGUCUAUUCUGAAGGACCUGCACUGGGACCUCCACAUCGCGACACCUCUGGACUUCUUGAAUAUAGUAAGCGUGAGGCAGCUGCAGAGUCUUCCUUAGACUCCUGUGUGCCUUUGGGACAACUGUUCACAACACAGGACAGCAAAGCACAGAUGUGCACAGCACAAGUGUGCACGGGUCUUUGCACAUGCACCACGGUGAGGUGACCCACUGGGCUCACUGCUUACAGAAGAGUGAAAAUGCGUCUUCCACCAGCCUCUCAUUUCUAAAAGGUCAUUAAAUUAACUUAACAAAGAUAUUUAGAUGCCACUGCUAUGGUGAGUUUCUUCCUAAAUACACUGCAAAAAUAUUUCACUUUCCAUUCUAUGAAUUUUGUACAUAAAUAUCUGUCUGCUUUUUGGCUACACUUUACACACAUUCACUUAGCUGUCUUGAUUCACCUACACACAAUCCUUAUUGAAGCUUUAGACCAUGUUGAUCUGGCACUUAAAAAAUAUCA
Cavia porcellus (domestic guinea pig) is the source of this 1426-nucleotide messenger RNA. It is a transcript of the gene Ccni2, whose product is annotated as cyclin I family member 2. Gene Ontology annotation, molecular function: cyclin-dependent protein serine/threonine kinase regulator activity. The record is from RefSeq and is a predicted model, not a curated record. Lineage: Eukaryota; Metazoa; Chordata; Mammalia; Rodentia; Caviidae. The coding region runs from base 16 to 1026 and encodes 336 amino acids. Gene Ontology annotation, cellular component: nucleus; cyclin-dependent protein kinase holoenzyme complex; cytoplasm. Gene Ontology annotation, biological process: mitotic cell cycle phase transition; regulation of cyclin-dependent protein serine/threonine kinase activity. The transcript has 5 exons.